Molecule: messenger RNA, 4012 nt
Organism: Seminavis robusta
Lineage: Eukaryota; Bacillariophyta; Bacillariophyceae; Naviculales; Naviculaceae
Source: the annotation of a GenBank genome assembly
GUUUUUGGGCAGCCUUGCUGUUUUUAAAAAGUAUCCGCGAUUGAAGCCGAAAAGAUCGCAGCUAGCUAGAUAGAGAACAACACACUCACCACCACCACUCCGCCCAGCCACACCCACAACUCACCCUUGAACCCUUGGACGUGGGAACUUUCCAUUGAACCAUUCCUACCGCUAUUUCGUUCUUCUCCCUUGGCUCUGAUGCGUUCGAGUCAACUGAGAGAGAGAGAGAGCAAUUCCACCUGGAACGAGUAUAAUAAGUACGACGUAACAAAGCCUAGCUGAGCUAGGAGAAUCCAAUCCAUCUUGGACAGAAGUUUGUUAGGGUGACUCCGACACCUUGAAAGCAGGGAAUGGGUUAUAACAAAAUCAACGCAGCAUUCCCAGCAGAUAUGAAACAAGAAAUCAACCCCACUGGGAGCGGAAUCCUGCGGGCUUGGCUACAGACAAAAACGGAUUCGAUGAUUCGAUUCACUCUCAUCAAAGCGUUGAGUCUGCCUUUUGAUGACGGGAAUGAAUGACGAGUAGAGCUAAAGGCUUCGUUGGAUCCUAACAUGGUGCAUGUACACUUGGACGUCAUAAAUUCCACUUUGGCUCGGGCUUGAAGGGGAUCUCACUCACUCGAAGCUGGAAGUACGUCAAUUUCUGACGGAGCCAUGAAACCUUUCGAAACAAUCCCGCCCGAUGAGCUGCCCAACGGUGGCCAUAGUGGCCAGGAAGAUUAUGCUGCUGGUGCGGACACAAUGGACAUCAACAGAGAUUCCAGUUCCUUGGAAGAAUCAGGUUCCGAGUCUGUCAAUCCUUCAAGUCUUGAUAUUCUGAGCAGCAAAGAUUCGGUGGAUGAAUCCAAUGGUGUGAAGUUGGACUCAGCGCUUGCUGCUGGUGUCCCCGGGGAUUGUGCUAUUGGCAUGACUAGCCGCAACAAUGCGAUCCAGCAAGAGUCGGGAUCGGAAUCAACCAAGCCGAGUUCAAGUGAUGGUGUACAUUGCGAACUUGAAAUGGACCCGACACUUCUAGCUUCACAGCGGCAACUAUUUGCAUCUCAGGUCGAUUCCUCAGCUACGUCUGAUUUAAGCUUGACUCUUGAAAAAGCUCGAGGCUUUCAGCGCAAACUGCAGGGGAUGUUUUCUCAAGUUGCCGUUUGUAGGCAACCAGGAAUGUGCAGUGAUACUUUGAGUGCCUGGUGCUGUGCGAAUGGAGUGACAAUGGCCGUUUCUUCAACUCUGAGAGAUCAGGGAGCAGAGUCCUUCAGCGAUCUGCUAAGCCUAUCUCAGUCCGAAAAAGACCAAUUGAUUGAUGAAAUGGAUCUCAAGGUUUUUGCGCGGAAGAAGGUCGCCCGUGCAUUGAGUUCAGAUAUGCUUGGUUUGUACAACCGUUGCAUCUUGCAGGGCAAGAGCGCCGAAGAAUUCAAUGAACUAUCAAAGCAGUCCAGACAGUCUGGGACCCAAUUGAUGUCGACUCAAGAACGGGAAACAAAAGUUGGCAACGAGGAUGCUCCAACGUCAUCUCAUGGGUUGAAUCGACCAAUGUUCCCGCCAGGGCUUCACGUUGUUCCACACAAGAUCAUCACCUUGGACCGUGAAAAGACCAUUAGAGAUAACCCUCGUCUCACUGCUGAAGAUUUCAUUUCCCUUACAAAAGAUCGUCUGAACAUUCCGCCUGGAGGGGAGUUGAAGGUUGCUUUGUUUGUCGGAUCCUCUGGCUGUGGCAAGAGCACAACAAUCAACAGUUAUGUCAAUUACCUGUAUGGGGUGCGAUUUGAAGACCCCUUCCGCCUGAAUCUUGUCGAUGAACCUCCCACCGUCGACCGUCAGACAAUGAGCGCAUCUCAAACACACCAAGUUUUGGGCUAUCUUCUCAAAGCUCCACCUGCACUUGGUGGCAAGCAUUGGAUCCUUAUCAUUGACACCCCCGGGUUUGGCGACACUCGAGGGCUGGCCUAUGACAUGAAUACUGUUGAUCAAAUCCGUCAAUUCUUCAUGGCUGAGAUCAAUUAUCUGCAUGCAGUCUGCUUGGUUGUCAAGGGAACAGAAACCAAGCUUGACUCGAAAAACAGAUGGAUCUUUGACCAAGUUCUGAGCCUCUUUGGCAAAGAUAUCAGAGAAAUUAUCACGUUGCUCAUGACAUUCUCCGACGCCGCUGAGCCUCCUGCCAUGACUGUCAUCAACGAUGCUAGGAUCGAAUAUAACGAGCGAUUCAAACUGAACAACUCUGCGUUCUUCUUGAAGGGGAAUGGUCGCACUGACUGGGACUACGACAUCAACCACAUGUUCUGGAAAGCCGGCAACCGUGCUUUUGAAGCAUUUUCUAACUUCGUCCUUGCCCAGAAAGAGAAAAGCCUUGCGGCGACAAAGGACGUUUUGGAUAGGCGAGAGGAAUUGAAGGCUGGAGUCGAAAGUGUGCGCCGGAAUAUUGACCUUGGAAUGGUAACACUGGAGAAGUUGGACGAAGCCAUCCCACAAAUAGUCAAACUCCAGUCCUUGAUCGACGCAAAUAAGGAGUUUGAGAUUGAAGUGACAGAGAUGGAAUUACAGACAAUGCCAAAGAAGAGCAACUACAACACUGUGUGCGAAAACUGCAGCUGGACUUGCCAUAUCAACUGUGCCAUCAAAAACGAUGACCGUAAAAUGGGAUGCGCCGCCAUGGACAGGUCUUCGGGUCACUGUAAGUGCUGCCCGAACAAGUGCCACUGGAGUGAUCAUCGCAACCUUGACUACUACUACGAGAGAGUACCAGUGAAGAAGAAGCAGACCAAUCAAGAACUCUAUGGCCGAUAUGUGAGUGCAAGCUCCGACAAGAGCAAAUCUGAACAGCUCCUUGAAGGGUUGCGUACAGAGUUUACAAGUACUCAGGUGGAGGUUUAUGAUUCUGUUCACUUGAUCCAGAGCAUGAUCAAUGAGUUGCAGCGGAUUGCCCUUCGUCCAAGUCUCUAUCAUGAGGACGAGUACUUUGAUAUUAUGAUCGACCUAGAACGGAAAGAGAAGCAGUGUGGUUGGAAGCAGCGAGUCAAAAUGAUCGAAGAAGUCAAGCAGCGUUCCAAGUUUUGUAGUCAGGUGGAAUCUGAUGGCUAUGAUCCUUUUGCAGAAAAGGUUGCUCGACUUGAACAGCAGGCUCGACAGGGACAAGUGAAUGUUAGCUUUCAAACUACAAGACCACAGAACCGGAAUCGAAAGUCGGAGCCCAUAGCCAAGAAGAGUGGGUUCUUCAUGUCCUGGUUUGCCUGAGUGGCUGUCGUGGUUGUCUUCUCCAUCUAGGUUUGCAUGAGUGGCUAUCAUGGUUUGUAGAAACCCAUAGCAAAGAAGAAGAAUGGAUUCUUCUGUUGGAAUUGAAGAAUUGAUCCUAUGUUGGUACCCGUAUUGCUUGCAUUGGAAUGGACCCCUGUCGUGGUGGGCUCUCGUGGUGGGCUUUUCCGUUUAUCCUCUCGAAGCGCUGCGUUCCUGCGGUCAACACCUAUUGUCGGGACCACAUGACAACGCAAUCUAUGGCAAAAGAAAGGUAGUUGCCAUUUCCAUUGAGUACUAACGCUAGCUACAGGCUAUCUCUAGAAAAUGUUCGUGCUACCAAAGUCCCUCUUACUCACUCAGCGGCAAUCGCAAUCCCACUGCUGCAACUUGAAGAUGAGGAUCCUUCCCUGCACCGAAACACUGGCCAGGGACUGCCUUUUCUUUCACGCAAAUAAAGGAUGGGGAUGAGGAAUGAUGUAACCAGAACACGCGAUGAUGGAAAACACGGACCCUUAGCCUCGUGAAGAGGAUCCAUGCAGUACUGGCACCAGUGGCUUUGCUCAUCCAAGAAGUCGGCAGCUUGGCAACCCCCCCAGGCCCCGCACAGACGUUGGGAAAAGCACCCCUAAAAGGAACCGCAUCGCGAAACCAGUUAGUAUUUCUUCAUCAUUGUUGUGGCCGCACAAGAGAUCAAGCAUUCCUUCGCCGUCAGGCUAAUCGACCACGACGUUCAACACUAGUAGUUAACUUCCGCUAAAAGACGUAUUUAAAGCCAGUAGCAGUGGCAUCCC